UGUGAUUGAACUCUAGAUACAAAACUUGGGAGCUGUGACGACUCUUAAGUACAAGCCAGCACACUCCUUUCCCUGUGAGAACACCCUAAAUGUCUCCUAAGUUAUCUCUUUCUGUGCAAAAUUCUUUUUCAGAUUCCGUGUCCAUCCCAGUCACCUGCUGUUAUGAUGUGGCUCAUCAGAAGGUUCACGUGCGGAGGCUGAAGAGCUACAGGAGAAUCACCAGCACCCAGUGUCCCCGGGAAGCUGUGAUCUUCAGGACCAUACUGGAUAAGGACAUCUGUGCUGACCCCAAGAUGAAGUGGGUUAAAGAUGCCAUAAAGCGCUUGGACCAGAAGUCUCUAUCUCAGCAUCCUUGAACCUUUGUGUCUAAGCUGAGAGUCCCAGUAAAUCUUAUGUAUACUCCCCCCAACCUUCCCCAAGAGCAGCGGGAUAUGUAAUUUAUUAUGAUAGCUGAAGAGCUGUGCCUUUAAUAAUUUAAAACACAGACUUCCUUGAGUAAUAUUUAAUGGUAUUUAAAUUAUAUUUUAGCCAAGUAAAUGGAAUUUAACUUACAAACUGUGUGUUUAUUUU
Molecule: messenger RNA, 570 nt
Organism: Acomys russatus (golden spiny mouse)
Lineage: Eukaryota; Metazoa; Chordata; Mammalia; Rodentia; Muridae
Product: C-C motif chemokine 12-like
Exons: 2
Coding region: 90-356 (88 amino acids)
Biological process (GO): monocyte chemotaxis; cellular response to interleukin-1; positive regulation of GTPase activity
Cellular component (GO): extracellular region
Molecular function (GO): chemokine activity; CCR chemokine receptor binding
Source: RefSeq, a predicted model, not a curated record